UGUAGUGGUAUCAAUUUGGAAAAAUCAUAUUUACAAAAUCCAAAAGUAGAAAUCAAUCCAGAGGUUUCCCGCAGUAGUAAAAAAUAAUGCCAACACCAACACCAGUACCUUCAUACAAGCCGCCCAAAGAUAUUCAGGAUUUCUUGGACAAGAAAGAGCAAACAUAUUUGCGCAAACGAACUGCUGUCUUACCGAAACGUUCUUGGAUAAAGCGUAAUCCGCGACUAUUUCAAAUUACAUUUUUGACAACAUCUCUCUUUAUAUUUUUCUCUAAGCCUCUUUACGACGCAUUCAUAGCCGAUCCUUUACCCUCGAAGGGGUUUAUACCAGCCCAUAAACGAUAGCAUGGAAUCUGUACGUAAGGCCAAUACCCGACUACGUAAUUAUCCAUUACUGCUUACAAAGUGCUCUGAUAAGGCUUCGCUAU
Molecule: messenger RNA, 427 nt
Organism: Drosophila hydei
Lineage: Eukaryota; Metazoa; Arthropoda; Insecta; Diptera; Drosophilidae
Exons: 2
Coding region: 87-344 (85 amino acids)
Source: RefSeq, a predicted model, not a curated record